Corticium candelabrum is the source of this 1949-nucleotide messenger RNA. Its product is annotated as cholesterol 24-hydroxylase-like. The transcript has a single exon. Gene Ontology annotation, biological process: cholesterol catabolic process. Lineage: Eukaryota; Metazoa; Porifera; Homoscleromorpha; Homosclerophorida; Plakinidae. The coding region runs from base 233 to 1738 and encodes 501 amino acids. The record is from RefSeq and is a predicted model, not a curated record. Gene Ontology annotation, molecular function: iron ion binding; cholesterol 24-hydroxylase activity; heme binding.
UGCCACGCUCGGGCCGUCGUGAAUACUUAGCGGGAGUAUAAUUUCAGGUACACGUGUACACAUGGAGACACAUCCGCAUGACUAAUUGCAUCUAAGUGGCAUGCAUACAGACAGUUGGCACUUUAGUACUUCAUUUGAUUAGUCGGUGUGUUUACUAUUGCUUUCACGUGAUAGUCUCUAGUUCCUGUGCUGCAUUCUUUCUCUUCAACAAGGCAGUGGAAGGGCUGGCGUGAUGGUUGUGUUUACGAUUAUUGCAGUGAUUGUUGCCACACUGAUUGCCGCUAUUGGCGUACUGGCUCUUCUUCUUGCUAACAAGAGACGUCGCUGCUCUCAUCUUCCCGGUCCUCCGCUUGCGAGCUUCUGGUUGGGUCAUGUACCGAUUCUAGAGGAGAAACGGAAGGAAGGAGUAUUUCAUGAAGAUAUGUUACUCGAGUUUACCAAGAAAUACGGUCAUGUCUUCGUUCUCUGGUUCAUUCACAUCUACCUCGUCCACGUGUCCGACCCGACAGGAGCUCGUCAAAUUGUCAGAGACAGAACUGCCUUGAAACCUCCGUUUCUAUUUCUGCCUGCGCGGUUUCCAUUUGGCAAUAGAUUUCUUGGUUGCAUGCAAGAGAGUUUGAAUGAUUUGGACAAGUGGACGAGACGUCAUAAGAUUACAACGCCUUUCUACAGUAACAAAAACUUGCGUGACUCGUUGGCAGAGCCGUUUAACCAAAUAAUAGACAAGUUCAUAACCUACAUUGACCGGGCAGCUGAGAAAGGAGAAAUCGUUCGUAUGAAAGAGACCCUUCCUCUCCUAACAUCAGGAAUUAUGUGUAGCGUAUCCAUGGGUACAGAAUUAUCAAUGGAAGAAAUGAUACCUAUUAAUAUUGCAUUGCAUAAGGUUUUGGUCGGGGUUCUUGAACAGAUCACAAAUCCAUUGUGUGUGUACCUCCCAAUGAGAGACAUUCGAAAAAUGGUAAAAGAAAACUGCCAGUUUCUUCGAGAUUUAUUUUCAAAGUGGAUAGAAAAAAGGCAAAAAGCUAUCGGGGAAGGUGAGGAACACAGGAGUGACGUGUUGGGUAGAAUGCUGGAGGCAACAGCUACAAAUGGAGAAUACACCCUAGAUGAGAUUAUUGACACUGGCCUAGAGUACUGCCUUGCAUCCCAUAAGGCACCAUCCCUUACACUUUGUUUUGCUCUAAAAGAGAUCGUCAGCCAUCCAGAAGUCAAGAGACGUGUUGUGGAGGAAGUGGAUCGCGUCCUUGAAGGCAAGCAGUUUGUAUCACCAGCCGACCUUCCAUUCCUUCCUUAUCUCACUUGUGUCUUCAAAGAGACCACGAGACGACAUCCUUCAGUUACUGCAAUGAACCGAGCACUCACAUCUGACUUCACAGUUAAUGGACUUGUUAUACCUGCUGAUACGUGGGUUACUGUGAGUGUCUAUUGUUUACAUCUCAGCGAUGACCACUGGCCUGAUCCAUUGAAGUUUGAUCCUGACCGUUUUGCUUCUCUUGCCACUGAUGAGAGCAAUAUGCCAUUCCUCGGGUUUGGCAGUGGUCUUCGUAGCUGUAUUGGACGUUCAUUUUCAGAACAGGCACUAAGAAUGGCUUUGGCUCGUAUUUUCCAGACGUUCACCAUUGAGUUGGAGGAAGACAGCAGGAAAUGUAACAAGUAUGCAGACUACAAAGAUGGCGUCCUACUUCUCACCCCUGCAGACCCCAUCAAAUGCAAGGUGAAACGAAGACCAGAAAAGUAAAAACAAGUGAUACAGACUGAUCCAUAAAUGAGAAACUUUAGACUCUAGUUAGUGUCUUACAAGGGAUUACCAUAGUAUUUGAUUCAUCUAGUAGGUCUAAACUUACUAUACAUGAAGGGCUACUAGAGUUAGUCGUAUCGUAGUAACAGCCUUGAUGUUGUCCUAGAUUGUGAUGUUGAUGUUGUUAAGAUGUCUGCUCUUCAAAUUGAAA